AUGGAGACGCAGUAUAGAAGAGCAAGAACAUCUGGUUACAAUGUAAUCUUAACUGAUGUUGGUUACCUGUACCUUGACCUUGCUCAAUUCGUUGAAGAACAUCAAAAUGAAGCACCAUUUAUUCUCAUUCAAUUAUUGGAAGAACAACAGGCAGAAUUAUUUAAUAGUCUUCUUCGAUCUGCAGAAGAAUGUCAAAUUAUGCAUUUGUGUCUAUAA
Molecule: messenger RNA, 216 nt
Organism: Entrophospora candida
Lineage: Eukaryota; Fungi; Glomeromycota; Glomeromycetes; Entrophosporales; Entrophosporaceae
Source: the annotation of a GenBank genome assembly